AUGCUGGGAGUAGGGCAGGCUAUUAUAGCUGUCAGUGCUCUAUCUACUUCUUUUGGUAAACUGAAAAUGGUUGAAGGAAUUAUGAAGGAAGGAGUCUUGGCACAGAGAUGGGCUGAAGUGAGGAAUGCUGCUGGCACUAAAGAGGAGAACAAACUUCUAGCUGUGAGAUGGAUACUUGAACAGGCAGCCAAAUCCAACCUUCAGUCCAUUACUUGUUGUGUUGAUGAUAAGAAUCUUGUUACAAAGCUGCAAAAUCAAGACUCCUUUAACU
Molecule: messenger RNA, 271 nt
Organism: Striga hermonthica
Lineage: Eukaryota; Viridiplantae; Streptophyta; Magnoliopsida; Lamiales; Orobanchaceae
Source: the annotation of a GenBank genome assembly